GUAACCAACUUUCUGAGUUUUGGUUUUGGAUUCUCGACUUGAACUUCGACACUCUACCUGACGUGUGUGAGACAGAAGCUCGACUCUCGAUUCUCGACUCGCUACUACAUGUUGUAUGCCACGCUGGUCUCUCGACUGGCUACUCGGACCGUCUACUCGGAUGUGUGUGUGUGUGUGUGUGUGUGUGUGAGUGCGAGAGAGAGAGAGAGAGAGAGAGAGAGAGAGAGAGAGGACUCUAUUGGCUACGCUACUAACACACCCACACUCGUCGCACACACACACACCCAUACACACACACACACACUCAUCACAAACGCACGGGCGUACAUUUUCGACAGCAGUUCGUGCGGUUCAUGCGGAUUUGUGGGCGCGAAGCUCUUGCUGGAGGUUUGGGCUCUUUAUCGUGAAGGUCGAAGACGCUGAGGGUUGGACUGUUCAUUGCGUCGAGUCUUAAAGACGACCGGGCCACCAUAAAUAAGGCCCGCAGCGGAGUGAAGCUUGUCAGGGCCGGAUCGAUGAGCACGCAUGCCUGGGGCCCGUCGUUGUAUGCUUCAUUGGACAGCAGUGAAUGCUUAUGCGCGUUGAACAGGAUGUGCAGGAAAUUCUCUAAGUGCUUGGCAAGGUCGUCAGGAGAGGGGAGGGCAGGUGAUGGUUAACACGAUGUGGUAAGGCAGGGGCGCCAGCACUUCCCAUGUGGUGUGCCUCUGCUGCCAUGUGUGUAGGUAGUCUUUCUGACUGAGGGGGGUCCCUAUAACCGACUAUGGCAUUGCGGCACUGGAGAGUUGCUGCUGCUGUCGCGGCUCGGGAAGGAGAUGUAAAGGCACUGCUGUGGCAUGUUGGUGAGGUGAGGUGACGUCAUUCACUCUGUCGUCUGUGCAUCCUCCGUCGUCGGGAUCAGUGGGCAUUGCUCACAAUCCCACCUUGCUGCGCUGAGUCACAAGCUGGCACCAGAUAGAAGCAUCAGGUGAGAUCUGAACUUCUGGGUUGAAGAAGUGAUGUGAGCAAGCACAUAUAGUCGAUGGGACAGAGCACCGUUAUAUACACCUGCAUUGAUCCCACCAUCCGGAAGGAAAGAAGAGCAGGGAAGAAAGUUGAUUUACUGCAGAUGAAAGAUUGACUCAUCUGAAAGUCAAACAGUGUCGUCCGUGGCCAUUGACUGGGGCAGAAGACAGGAGGGAAGAUGACGAAACAUAGCUUAAGAGAGCUAAGGCCUCCGAAGACCAAGAUGGAUGGUUAUUCGGAAACAGGGGGAAGUGAUGAGGAAGGGGCUCUUCCUUCCUCCCCGACUGACAUGAAUCUGAAGAAUUCUGUGUCUCGUCCAAAGUAUGGAGUCUCUACUUUUGAAACCUCCUCCUCCAAGCACUGGCGCAUUCAGGGGAUGUUGCUGGUCUGUGCAGGUUACUUCCUAUUCAUGAUCUUUCAGGCAUCAGAUCCAGAGAUAUGGCAUGCUAUCUUGUACAAGACAUUCGUGUAUUACAAUCCUCUUGUCGUUAGUGUCAUUGUGUUGUGGCUAUGGGGAAUCAACUUGUAUGUGUUUGCCAACUCCAGAGUGAGCUAUUCCAAAAUCUUUGAGUUUGAUCACGGCCACCUGACACACGGAGACAUUUGGCAGAUCGCCGGGUGGCUGUCGACACUUCUAGCGGUGUGUGCAGCCUGCUGCAUGUAUUUGUUAUUUAUCGGUUAUGGAGAUCUGGCUGCUCUGCAGACAAUGAUAUCUUACGCAACAAUACCUUUUGCACUUGCAUUUCCAAUCGACACUUUUCAUUUAAGCUCAAGACAUUUCUUCUUGAGGACAUUAAUUCGCAUUUGUCUUCCGUUCCAGGCAAUCAGCUUUCCAGAUUUCUUUAUUGCUGAUGUUAUGACAUCAAUGGCACGAGUUUUCUCGGAAAUGGAUAGGGCUUUUUGCUGGAUGACGACGUCGGCUAUAAGGGACAAAGUGAAUCCUGACGAGGAUGCUGUUCAGCUGUGCAGUGAUCAGACGAGAUUGAUACCGUUCUUCAUUCUCGCUCUGCCAUACGCUUGCCGUUUUUUUCAGUGCAUUCGUCAGUACACUGACACCGGGGACAGGUCCUGCCUUUUCAAUGCUCUGAAGUAUGCAACCUCCUUUCCCGUCAUUUUUCUGUCUGCAAUGAAGUACCAUGCAUCGCCUACUUAUUGGCACAUAUUUGAGGUUGCCUGGGUCAUGAGUAGCAUCUUCAAUUCGUCCUAUUCUUUCUAUUGGGAUGUCGCAAGAGAUUGGGAGUUCGGGUGCAUCUCUGGAAGAAGUCCGUUGCUUCGCCGCAACCUGUACUAUUCUGUUAGAUGGACGUACUACUGGGUCAUCUUGUCCGAUCUGGUGUUGCGCGGAACAUGGACAUAUAAGCUCUCCGCUCAUUUGGGAGACUAUCACUUCAUCGGACACUUGGGUGGAAAGGAAUUGAUGAAAUUCGUGGUCGCACUGCUGGAGGUAUUCCGGCGGUGGCAGUGGAUUUUCUUCAGAGUCGAAUGUGAAUGGUGUAGAAUAAAUAAUAAGCUUGGAGGAGGAAAUGGCAGUGCGAAGGAGUUAAAGGAUAUUUCGGAGUCGUCUCCUCUUAUUUCUACCGCCAAGGAUUAAUGGCAGAUCCUAUCUAGCCUAAUCUACAAUGCUGCCGAUGACGUCAACAGCUCCCCGAAGUACGAGCAGAUCUCAGCCAAUGCCGUUCGCCUCAAGCACCAGAUGGCAGCAGCAGCACCAGGUGGACGUUCUCAAGAGGGUGCCCUCAUGGCCAUGAUUGCGGAUGAGGAUACGAUAACCGGGUUUUUGCUGGCGGGAGUUGGGCACAAGGAUUUUCGUAGGAAGACAAAUUUCCUCAUUGUCGAUUCCAAGACGUCAACGAGGACGAUCGAGGAUACCUUUAAGGAGUUCACAUCUCGGGAAGACAUCGCCAUUGUCUUGAUCAGCCAGUUUGUGGCUAAUAUGAUUCGCUUCGUUAUUGAUAGCUACCGGAAGCCCGUCCCGGCAAUCCUGGAAAUUCCGAGCAAGGAGCACCCCUACGGCCCGUCUCAAGAUUCUAUCCUGUCGCGCGUGAAGCAUCUUUUCCAAGCAGACACUGGCAGUGCUGUCCGCUUCUAAGCCACGGGGAUUUAAGUCGCGACAUUCCUUCUUUCUAACCUGGCGACAAAGUCGACAGGUGUUUUUGUUUUGCGGCUUUCCCUUUCUCGCACUGUGUUGCUAAGAGAGAGGAGCUCCCAGGGCUUGUGCGGACUUUUGUGUGCAUGUUGGUUGUGUGCAUACACCUGCACCAAGGAUAGAGGAGGUAGAAGACCCGAAAAGGGGUGGGGGUGGGAGGAGGGAGAAUAUAGUGGAGUGCAGGGCAGGGUUGUCCGAACUCUGUAGCUUUGGAGAUUCAUUCUUCAUUUCUUUCUGCGAACGUUGUUUUACCGAC
Messenger RNA from Chara braunii, 3404 nucleotides. NCBI's taxonomy places the organism in Eukaryota, Viridiplantae, Streptophyta, Charophyceae, Charales, Characeae. The record is from the annotation of a GenBank genome assembly.